Molecule: messenger RNA, 2001 nt
Organism: Nematolebias whitei (Rio pearlfish)
Lineage: Eukaryota; Metazoa; Chordata; Actinopteri; Cyprinodontiformes; Rivulidae
Gene: ism1
Product: isthmin 1
Exons: 6
Coding region: 523-1866 (447 amino acids)
Biological process (GO): negative regulation of angiogenesis
Source: RefSeq, a predicted model, not a curated record
AAUCCGGGUUAACUGGAGUCUCCAACUCGGAGCCAGAGCUGUGGAACAGAAACUUGGAGGAUCUGUUUGUUUGUUUGUUUGUUUGUUUGUUUGAGGACUUUUUGUUGUUCCGCUUCAGUCUCUGUGGAGAUUUGCUGGAUGUGAUUAUGAAGCGGCGCAGAGUCACGCGGACAACCCGAGAAGAAGUGCGCACAGCGGAUGGAGCGGAGGCGCACGGACCAGUGGCGUGAGGCUGUGAACCACUGCGCACACUUCCAGUUUGCCCCCAUCUUUCUGAUCACAGGGUGAAGGAGCGCGCGCCUCAGGACAGGGAGAAAAAGGCGCGCUGGAGCCCAAACCGACACUUUUCUAAAACUUAUUUCCCGCGUUCUUUGAACUUUGCCCCCUCUGAUUCCCGACGUGGCUCCGAAGUGGUGUUGCGGUGCCUCGUCCCCGGCGGAUCCAGAGAUCGGAGUCUCCGCGCCGGGAGGAGGCGCUCCGGCCGCGCCGCGCGAGGCUCCGAAGCGCGGCCGCGUCAGGAGGAUGGUGCGCGUGGCGGCGGAGCUGCUGCUGCUGCUGGGCCUCCUGCUGCUCACCCUGCACAUCACGGUGCUGAGGAGCAGCCCGCUGCCGCGCGACAACGUCACGCUGAGCCUGGAGCAGGACGCAGCGCUUCCAGAGCACAAAACCCUAAGUGCAAGGAGUAGUUCUUCAGUGCAGCUGGCUGCUGAAAGUCGGAAGUCUGGUCCAGAGCACUGGUCGGCCCACCAGCCUGCGUCGCUGCCCUGGGCGCAAGACGGUAACAAAGAUGGCCCCGGAGCGUUCCUUCUAGAUCUGCAGAACUUCCCGGACCUCUCCAAAGCUGACAUCAACAGACAGAAUCCCAACAUCCAGGUGACCAUUGAAGUGGUGGAUGGAGUGGAGGGCCAUCAGCCUGAGAAUGGCCUCCGUAAAGAAACCAAGCCCAGCUGGGCCUCUCCUAACUGGAGAAACUGGUGGCCUCACACGUCUUCAUCCUCCUCCCAUCAAACAGAAGCGCACGAUCGCUCCUUCGGGAGCAAAACCCAGGAUAGCAACUUCCUCAGGCCACCGGCAGACUGGGACAGGAGGGGAAGCAAAGCUCAAACUGAAUAUGACUAUAUGGAUGGAGAGGGAGACUGGAGUAACUGGUCUUCAUGCAGUGUCACCUGUGGGAACGGCAACCAGAAGAGAACACGGUCUUGUGGCUACGCCUGUACAGCCACAGAGUCCCGAACAUGCGAUAUGCCCAACUGCCCAGGUAUAGAAGAUGCCUUCAGGACUGCAGCUACUGAAGUGAGCCUGUUAGCUGGGAAAAACGAGUUUAACGCCACAGAGCUCUUUGGUGUUGACACAGACAGCUGUGAGCGAUGGAUGAACUGCAAAAGUGACUUUUUGAAGAAAUACAUGGUCAAAGUGGUAAACGACCUUCCCAGCUGCCCUUGCUCUUACCCCACCGAGGUGGCGUACAGCACCGCAGACGUACACGAUGCCCCCACGCGCCGUAAUUUCCGCUGGAAGGACGCCAGCGGGCCUAAAGAGAAGCUGGAGAUCUAUAAGCCCACGGCCCGUUACUGCAUCCGCUCUAUGCUGACCUUCGAGUCGACCACGCUGGCCGCGCAGCACUGCUGCUACGACGACAGCAUGAAGCUCAUCACUCGCGGCAAGGGGGCCGGCACGCCCAACCUCAUCAGCAUUGAGUUCUCAGCUGACCUGCACUAUAAGGUGGACAUCCUGCCCUGGAUCGUCUGCAAAGGAGACUGGAGCCGCUACAACCAGGUCAGGCCACCGAACAACGGGCAGAAAUGUCCGGACAAUCCCCAGGAUGAGGAUUACUACAAACAGUUUGAAGAAGCGAGGGAGUUCUAGCCCGACGUGAGGUGAAAAGACAAAAAAAAAGUGCCUGAAUUGGCCAGAGACCCUUGCAAGCUCCUGUGAAAAACAUGCCUCUGAAAUUUUACAACAAAUUCUGCUGCAAAAAUGUAAUAAAGUCACAAAAGGGAU